Molecule: messenger RNA, 1474 nt
Organism: Cuscuta europaea
Lineage: Eukaryota; Viridiplantae; Streptophyta; Magnoliopsida; Solanales; Convolvulaceae
Source: the annotation of a GenBank genome assembly
CACGUUUGACGAAACCGUUCUACCAUUUAAAACCAAUACAUCCUCUCCUGCACCCACAUAAUUUUUUGGAUGACACAAAUAUCAUGCACCGCCUCUUGCCGUACUUAUCCGAAACAAUCCUCCCAAACCAGUAUUCGGUCAACACCGAUUCCUUUGCCACUCAUACAACUCCACCCCAUAUCAUAGCCCAUACGUCCUACUAGAUAGAAUUUGUGUAUAGUGAGGACUCUCUUGUACAUAGCCUAUUAAUAGGCUCGUUGAAUAAGAUGAACACCACGGUGGAUUUUAUAUUCCAACUGUGACAUUUUUUGCCAACAAAUGAAUUGCUACGGAAGUUUGCAAGAUAUAUUGACAAAUUGUUCAAUGAGAAGAGUCAAAGAGAGGAAGAAAUCAUGCAAGGAAGCUCAAAAACCAAGAAGGGGUCGCCUAUAUGACUACUUUUGAUGAAAAUGGACGAUGCAUAAAGACACAUGUUCGUAUUUUGAUCAUAACUUGGCGCAUGAUUGCCCAAAGUUUGUGAUACCAGUUGGAUUACAUUGACAUCUUCUUGAUAUACAACUAUUAUUAAGAACACAUAACCAAAUAACAAUCGUAGAAUGGACAUAUUUCUCAAAGAAGUUAGACAUUUGCAGUUGCGAUGGAAAGUGACACGUGCUCACCGUUUUGCUCAUAUCUCAUAAACUACAAAUCCAGUGCAUGUAACUCAAAUCCCAGUAGUUAGCCAAGAAAGAUAUCUACAACUUUGUUGAAGACAACUUUUCCAUUUGACGUAAUGCGAUCGACAAGUUGGCCGCCUUUCUGGGUGCCUACGAGUUUUUGACAGUUUUAGCACACCACACUUUGCAUAACGACAAAAUGAUGGAAGACUGUCGACGAGGGACGGAGGCAGGCCGCCCUACAUGGCCGCCCUACAUGGCCGCCCUCCGUGGCUUCCUGCGGCGGGAUGUGAUGUUUGAGCUGCCGGUUUCUGAGACAAGACGGGAGGCGGCCACGGAGGACAGCCAAUGGGCGCCUGCGACGGAUUUGACGCGUACACGUAGCUUUGUUGGGGAAGUGACCGAAGGUUGCCGAUCAUGGCCGGAAGGCGGCCGCCCUUCCGGCUUUAAAAGCCCUCUUACAUCCCCAACUCAAAACACACCAUCUCACACCCAACUCAGAUAAAAAUGGGUGUCUUUUUCCUCCUCAAAGCUCAGAUUUCCACCAUUGUUGGACCUUCAACUUCAAUCUUUCAUAUAUUUUUCAUUUUAGCUCCAAUUUAUAAGUUCUUUAUAUGAAAAUUCAUCUUCUCGUCAUGUAGAUUCUGAAUAUGUUUUUUUUCUUUCCAAAUGUUUGUGAAACAUUCUCUGCAUUAAUUUUAAGAAUUUCUUAUUUUCCAUAUUUAUUCAAGAAAAACAGUUCUUGUUGUUAUAUUAAUCUCCUACUUAGAUAAACUCAAUACCUAGUAUAAAUGAUGUUUAUUUGUGACAGAAACAAA